Molecule: messenger RNA, 2151 nt
Organism: Molossus molossus (Pallas's mastiff bat)
Lineage: Eukaryota; Metazoa; Chordata; Mammalia; Chiroptera; Molossidae
Gene: NAP1L4
Product: nucleosome assembly protein 1 like 4
Exons: 15
Coding region: 43-1203 (386 amino acids)
Biological process (GO): nucleosome assembly
Cellular component (GO): chromatin; nucleus
Molecular function (GO): chromatin binding; histone binding
Source: RefSeq, a predicted model, not a curated record
AGUGGCUGGAGGACGUGGAGUGGCCGGAGAUAAGACACUCAGAUGGCAGAUAGCAGCUUUUCAGAUGCGGCGCCUCCAGACUCUGUGGACGCUGCUGAAGAUGCACGUGCCACAGAGAAACUCUCAGACCAGGUGAUGCAGAACCCUCAAGUUCUGGCGGCCUUGCAGGGACGGCUGGACGGUGCCUCUCUCACUCCUUCCAGCUACAUCGAGACUUUACCUAAAGCGGUAAAAAGAAGAAUCAACGCACUGAAACAGCUUCAGGUGAAGUGCGCUCACAUCGAAGCCAAGUUCUACGAGGAGGUGCACGACCUGGAGAGGAAGUACGCGGCGCUGUACCAGCCUCUCUUCGACAAGAGAAGGGAGUUUGUCACUGGCGAUGCUGAGCCGACGGACGCGGAGUCAGAAUGGCACAGUGAGAACGAAGAGGAGGACAGGCUGGCUGGAGAUGUGAAAAAUAAAGUAGUUAUAGCAGAAAAAGAAUCCACAGCAGCAGAGGAGCCCAGCCCCAAGGGGAUUCCGGAGUUCUGGUUCACCGUCUUCAGAAACGUGGACAUGCUGAGCGAGCUAGUCCAGGAAUAUGACGAGCCGAUCUUGAAACACCUUCAGGACAUUAAAGUGAAGUUUUCAGACCCUGGACAACCUAUGUCCUUUGUAUUAGAGUUCCACUUCGAACCCAACGACUACUUCACCAACUCAGUCCUGACCAAGACGUACAAGAUGAAGUCAGAGCCAGACAAAGCCGACCCCUUUUCCUUCGAAGGGCCUGAGAUAGUCGACUGUGACGGGUGCACUAUUGACUGGAAGAAAGGAAAAAAUGUUACAGUCAAAACUAUCAAGAAAAAACAGAAACACAAGGGUCGAGGCACCGUCAGAACAAUCACCAAGCAAGUCCCCAACGACUCAUUUUUCAACUUCUUCAGUCCACUGAAAGCGUCUGGGGAUGGAGAAUCACUGGAUGAAGAUUCCGAGUUCACGUUAGCCUCUGACUUUGAGAUCGGACACUUCUUCCGUGAGCGGAUAGUCCCGAGGGCCGUGCUGUACUUCACGGGGGAGGCCAUAGAAGAUGAUGACAACUUUGAAGAAGGUGAGGAAGGAGAAGAGGAGGAAUUAGAAGGAGACGAGGAGGGAGAAGAUGAGGACGACGCCGAAGUGAACCCCAAGAAGGAGCCCAGCCAGCCCUCCGAGUGCAAGCAGCAGUGAGCCAGGAGGACCUGUCGGCGCAGCGCCCAUACCGGACCUGUUUUCAAGUGCAUGGUUUUCACUUCACUUCUCUUUCCUUACUGUUUUGCUUAACCUGUACAGUGGCAACUUAAAUGCAUUUCAGAGUAGGAGGUUCAAUUCCAGCACCCUCGACGGCCUUGGGUGCAGCUCAGUAGACUUUCCCAGGCCCUGCUUCAGGGGAACCCGUAGACCAUGUGGGUGGGGGUGGAAGGUCCCCGAGCCCAGGACAGACGUCUGGCAGCUUUUACUCCCGUCUCGUUUGAAGACACCCCACGCUUUGUUUCCGGCCACCUGGUCCUCUGUCUGAUGCCCUCGGAGGAGCUGGGGAGCAGGGCGUUCUCCUCAGUGUGUUCUCGCUUUGGUUUGUUUUCCUGGGGGUGGGGUGGGGUCGUGGCGCCACAGUGCAGAGGCGCAGCUUCUGGGGUGCAUCUCGUAUUUAUUUGUCCCUUUGUGUGGGAGGGCUCGGGACACAUGCUGCCGCUCGCCCUCGAGUGUCUGAAACCACGUUAGUGACUGGAGCCUGGUGCCGGCUGGGAGGACGUGGCAGCAGCUCCUCUGGGAGCGAGGCCUGUGUGGACAGGAGCACUUCCUCCUGCCACGCUGCCGGGCCAGGGCUUCUCCGUGCCGUGGGGACCCUCCCAGCCGGGCGGGCUGUGGGCAGUGCCGUGCCCGUCUUGUGGCAGAGCUGGGCGGGCACAUCUGUCCUCCUGUCCCAGUGUCGCGUCUCAUCAGCUCCCGUUUCUCAGACCCGUGUGCAUCGUCUUAAAAGCCCUGGGUUCAGAGCGGCCUGUUCUUGACUGGCGUGUGGGUUUCCGAGUGUGUGACCGCGGUCCCUGGGAGCCGGGCGCCAGGUCCACAUUGUGACCGGGCCUGGAGAGUGCUCAGCCUUACUUAAGACACAUUUGUAACUGAAUACGCUGUUUUCAA